Messenger RNA from Halichondria panicea, 1377 nucleotides. RefSeq names its product box C/D snoRNA protein 1-like. Gene Ontology annotation, cellular component: nucleus; pre-snoRNP complex. The coding region runs from base 247 to 1173 and encodes 308 amino acids. Gene Ontology annotation, biological process: box C/D snoRNP assembly; maturation of LSU-rRNA from tricistronic rRNA transcript (SSU-rRNA, 5.8S rRNA, LSU-rRNA); snoRNA localization. The transcript is spliced from 8 exons. Lineage: Eukaryota; Metazoa; Porifera; Demospongiae; Suberitida; Halichondriidae. The record is from RefSeq and is a predicted model, not a curated record.
GCUUGUCCCUUCUUAUAAUUACAUGCCAAAGACACUUCACAGAGAAGCACAAUUAUGUGUGUGUGUGCUCCUGGUAUUUAUAGAACUACUUCUCUUACCUCAUUAACCCAAAUUAAUAGAGGGCGGCUUGUUUUCAAACUGCUCCAGGUUGUAUUGAUUUUUGGUAACGAUCGUUCAUACAGGAGCCCAUUAUGGCAUACGCCGCCUUACCCACGUGGCUCUUCUCUGGCGAGAUAAAAUUUCAAGAUGGAUGGAAAUCAGCUGUGUGAAGUUUGUCAUCAACAAAGUCACAAGUAUAAAUGCCCUGGAUGUGCCAAAAAGUCCUGUAGUGUGGAGUGUGUCAAAAGGCACAAGGUAGAGUUUGUGUGUUCUGGAAGGAGGUGCAAGUCCAGCUUUGUUAAGCUGUCAAAUUUCAAUGACAAUCAGCUACAUUCAGACUAUUACUUCUUGGAGGAUGUGUCGCGAUAUGUUGACUCUACACUUCGAGAGCGUAUCCAAAGCAACAAACACCACAAGGAUUCUAAUCAGAUAUCUCAACAGAUGCACUGGUUGAGGGUACAUGCUGGUAGACGUUCAAUCCACUUUCUUUCUCAACCUCCUGGAAUGGCUAAGCACAAAAUCAACCGCUCAAAAACAAUUCGAACUAAAGAUGGUAAAUGGUCAAUUUGUUGGACAGUACGACUCAUCUUUAGAGACACAGACGUUGACUGUAUUGAGCACAAUGUACCUGAGGGCGUAGUACUAGUAGAUCUGCUGAACAGGUUUGUACAUCCGACAAAAAGCGAUCCUAUCCUCAGACACAGGUUGCGGCUGUAUUCACAAGAAGAUGGCAUGCACCAACUGCAAGUCUUACUUAAAAAUGAAACUUCUCCUAUAAAUUCAAGCAAUGAAGUAUUGGAUAUUCAGAAGACACUUUGUGACAAUUUUCAAGACAAAACUAUUGUGGAAUUUCCUGUCAUGAUCAUCGGGAACAAAGAUACGCACACUUCACCUGUAGAAAAUAGCCCUGUCAAUAACAGUAAAAGUCCUCUUUCUGAGGCUAGCCCAGUGAUCAUGGAUAUAAGUGAAAGUCCAGUUGAAGUGCACAGUGAUUGGUCAGACUAUGAGGAAGGGGAAGUGCGAGAAGCUGUGUCCUCUCUCCAGCUUAUUGCUCAAGAAUAUGGCGAUGACUAGUGUAAAACAAUGUAGGCUUUUUAUAAGAUUUGUUUUUUGGUUGAAUGAUCAAUUUCUAAGUUGUAGCAACUUUUGUUGCUUAGUGUAAGUGAAGUGUGUGUCAUUCUCUGUCUCCACACAAUGUCAUGUACAUGUACAUUAUAGUUACGGCAUUCACUGAACCUUGUAGAUUAUGUUUGAUGAAUCAGGCAAUUUAUUUCAUAA